AUGGGUCUGCAAAGCAUAGAGCAGAUGAGAUUAAUUGAUCUUCUUGGUGAAGAAGUCGGAUUCAGCGAAGGUAAUAGCAGCAAUAUUGGGAUUGUUGGUCUGACAGGUGACGCGGCCCAAGUUGCUUGUUUUAAUAACAGGCCCGUACUGGUCGAGAAGGCGCUGAUGAUUUCCAAGAUGUAUCUUAGGCAAUGGGGAUCGCGAACGGCAUGUCCGUUGAUUGUAAUGGACACCGGAACGACCGCAGCGGUAACCUCUGAGGUCUCCAUGAGGACCGUAUCCUUUCCCUGGAAGCAGAUCCCCGGUGGAGCGGACGUCCUGAUUGACGUCGCUAUGGCUAGAAGUUGCCAGCGCUUCUCAGGGUUCAAACGGUACCAUGCCAAAGCCCCGAAAGGAACCCAAUUGCGUGCCGGAUAA
Molecule: messenger RNA, 417 nt
Organism: Aspergillus tanneri
Lineage: Eukaryota; Fungi; Ascomycota; Eurotiomycetes; Eurotiales; Aspergillaceae
Exons: 2
Coding region: 1-417 (138 amino acids)
Source: RefSeq, a predicted model, not a curated record